GCUAAGCUCACUGUGCGGGGCUGGAGGGCGCGGGGAGCGGGCCGGGAAGGGUCCCCGCCCCCACGGCGCUCCCCUUCUCCCCGCGCCCCGCUCCUGUCUCCGAGGACAGGUCGGGGCUGUUCUCCGGCUGCCCUGCGCCUUGAUUUGGAGAGCUGGGGCUCUUUGUGGGAAGAUGUUGGGGGCGCGCUCCUCUGCUGCGGCCUGGGGCUUCUUAGAGGCCCACCCCAUUCUGCUGGGUGCAGCCCGCCCGGUUUCUCUGGCGCCGCCCGAAGCCCCCUACCCAGUCCGCUAGAUGGGAGGGCAUCGGUGCGUGCCUGGGAUUCGGCCGAAGCGGGCCGCGCCCCCUGAGACCAAGAGGCUCCACGUCCUGCUCCCGGCAAAGGGUGUGGGGAGAAGCGGUCACGCCCCUCGGCUGGAAUCCGUGAGGACCAGUGAGCAACCUUCUCCCAGCCGGUACUCAGGGCGCUGUCUCCCGGAACCGGGGCUGGCGGCGGGUGGCGCGCCCAGAAGUGGCUCGGCGCCGCGGAGUGGGCGCCUCUGCCCCUCAGGUCUGAGGGAGGGAGAUUCGGCUGGUUUUUGGAAACGGGAGGACUUGACCAGCCCUCGGACCCUUCUGGACCAAGCUUAACCCCCGUGCAACCUUUUCACAAAGGCAUAUGGGAUGAGAACGUCUGUUGGAUCAGUGGGGUGUCUCCUGUGCUUCCCGGAGGUCUGCUCACCAGUAACCACACAGCUGCGCAUUGACAUCGCUUUAGAUAACAUCUUGGAGGCUAUUUUUGCUCGUUAUUGUACCUUUCAUCUCUUUUGCAUAGUGCUUUCGAGGGCAGCUCAUUUAAUCCUCCUCCCUGUGAAGCAGCGAGGAGGUGUGUGGUUUUGGAGGGAAAGAACCUCAGUUCCUUGAUUGUCCAAUGGAAACACUGAUAACCUCAGGUGAUCCUGUCUCAGUGCUAGAAGCUGGGGAAGGAUGGCCAUCCUUGUGACUCCUCCGUGGAGCCAGGCGUGGAUUCAGCCUGGCCUCUUCUCCCCUAGUGGCCUGGACCUCCAGAUGAGUUCUGGAGAGCUACUGCUUCGGGGAAUAGGCAGGGAAUUCCCUUAUAAUCUAUUUCACUGCGGCCACUGAAAGCAAGGGAAAAGAGGCAUUUUUCAGGCCCUCAGGGCAGAAAGAAGAGGUGGAAGGGGCCUCAGGUCACCGAGACAGAGGCUCUUCAACUGUAACUGGAGUGCAUGGCACCCAUUUCUGUCAUUUCUUCCGGAGCACCUCUCUUCAGGUCCUCCUCCACACUCGUCUUAUUUUAUACUUCUCAGGUGCUUACAAGCACUUUCAUAUACACUUUUUUCAUUCACACAACAGCCUUGUAAAGCUCUACUAGCCCAGUUGAUAGGCGAGGAAACUGAAGCUCAGGAGAGAUGAAGUACUCUUGCCCAACUAAGCAGCCCAGAUUGAACUCAGAUCUUUUGCCUCGGUAGUGCUUUUCACGUGGUUUCCUGAUGGCACACAGGUGGGUCCUUUAACUCAAGGCUUCUCCCUGCCCUGUAGCUCCACCACGACAUCGAGAAUAGAGACCCCUCAUUAAGAGGCCUGCUUGGCAUUUUGGAACUAAAUCCAAGGCCACAGCAAUAUCCAAACCGUUUUCUUUGUGUUGCAGCCUGGUGCACUGGGAGUCCUCUGAGAGGUAAAGGAGCACUGUGUGGUCUGAGGGCUGUGAGCUCACUGCAUGAGUUCAGAGGAAGACAAAAUGGGCUGAACUGGAACUGACCUAAAUGUCAGCAGGAGUAGUCAUCCAGCAUGCUCUGCCCCCCCCAUGCCGAGGUGCACUGACCAUGAGCCUCAACUCCUCCCUCGGCUGCAGGAAGGAGCUGAGUAACCUCACUGAGGAGGAGGGCGGCGAAGAGGGCGUCAUCCUCACCCAGUUCAUCGCCAUCAUUGUCAUCACCAUUUUUGUCUGCCUGGGCAACCUGGUCAUCGUGGUCACCUUGUACAAGAAGUCCUACCUCCUUACUCUCAGCAACAAGUUCGUCUUCAGCCUGACUCUGUCCAACUUCCUGCUGUCCGUGUUGGUGCUGCCUUUCGUGGUGACAAGCUGUAUCCGCAGGGAAUGGAUCUUUGGUGUCGUCUGGUGCAACUUCUCCGCCCUCCUCUACCUGCUGAUCAGCUCAGCCAGCAUGCUAACCCUCGGGGUCAUUGCCAUCGACCGCUACUAUGCUGUCCUGUACCCCAUGGUGUACCCCAUGAAGAUCACAGGGAACCGGGCCGUGCUGGCACUCGCCUACAUCUGGCUUCACUCCCUCAUCGGCUGCCUGCCACCCCUGUUUGGUUGGUCAUCGGUGGAGUUUGACGAGUUCAAGUGGAUGUGUGUGGCUGCCUGGCACCGGGAGCCUGGCUACACGGCCUUCUGGCAGAUCUGGUGUGCCCUCUUCCCCUUUCUGGUCAUGGUGGUGUGCUAUGGCUUCAUCUUCCGCGUGGCCAGGGUCAAGGCACGCAAGGUGCACUGCGGCACAGUCAUCGUGGAGGAGGAUGCCCAGAGGACUGGGAGGAAGAACUCCAGCACCUCCACCUCCUCUUCAGGCAGUAGGAGGAACGCCUUUCAGGGUGUGGUCUACUCAGCCAACCAGUGCAAAGCCCUCAUCACCAUCCUGGUGGUCCUCGGUGCCUUCAUGGUCACCUGGGGCCCCUACAUGGUUGUCAUUGCCUCUGAGGCACUCUGGGGGAAGAGCUCCAUCUCUCCGAGCCUGGAGACUUGGGCCACAUGGCUGUCCUUUGCCAGCGCUGUCUGCCACCCCCUGAUCUAUGGACUCUGGAACAAGACGGUUCGCAAAGAACUACUGGGCAUGUGCUUUGGGGACCGGUAUUAUCGGGAGCCGUUUGUGCAGCGACAGAGGAAUUCCAGGCUCUUCAGCAUUUCCAACAGGAUCACAGACCUGGGCCUGUCCCCGCACCUCACGGCGCUCAUGGUGGGCGGUCAGCCCUUGGGGCACAGCAGCAGCACGGGGGACACUGGCUUCAGCUGCUCCCAGGACUCAGGGACAGAUGUGAUGCUGCUUGAGGACUACACGUCUGAUGACAGCCCUCCCUCUCAUUGCACUUGCCCACCCAAGAGAAGGAGCUCGGUAACAUUUGAGGAUGAAGUGGAACAAAUCAAAGAAACUGCCAAGAACUCGAUUCUUCAUGUGAAAGCUGAGGUACACAAGUCGCUGGACAGUUACGCAACCAGCUUGGCCAAAGCCAUUGAGGCCGAAGCCAAAAUCAACUUAUUUGGGGAGGAGGCUUUGCCAGGGGUCUUGCUCACAGCACGGACUGUCCCAGGGGCUGGCUUUGGGGGCCGCCGAGGCAGCAGAACUCUUGCGAGUCAGAGGCUGCAGCUGCAGAGCAUCGAAGAAGGGGAUGUUUUAGCCGCUGAGCAGAGAUGAAGCCCUGGGGUGCCUUGGGGCUGCAGCCCGGGAGGCCGGCCUGAGGAGGAGUUCCCAUCACCGUCUGUGCCGUCGCCUUGGGAGCACGUCACUGUGUACAGCUGGCCACACACAGGGAAGGAGCAAUAUCUGGUGUGCAGCCACCAGGACAAGGGCUGAAAAUAAUGUCUACCGUCUACGCUUCAGCGUUUCCAGAGACCACAUGUGAGCUUCUUUUAGGUCCCAGUGAUGGGACCAGAACAUCUAAAGCAAAAAAAACACACACACACACAAAAACCCAAAAAACAAACCAACCAACCACAUAUAGAGAUGUGGCCGUGGCUUUUUGGGAGGUGGGCCACGGGAGGACCAGAGACGAAGGGCUUGGAAGGAGAUCCCCACAUGCAUCAUUUUCUCCUCUUCACACCUGUGUGCUGGGAGUCCAGCCGUGCACUGUGCUAGAGCCCUCAGGAGGAGAGCCCUCUCAGUGUACUGUGGAGGAGGGCACAACGCUACUUCCUAAUGACACGCGACCAUCCUGGUGCUUCUGCAUGGUUGAUGCGGGCAGUGUGGGACCCUGAGUUCUAGACUAACUGGUCCGCAGAGAGAGCACCCAGGAGCAGAGCGCUUCAGAGCAGCCUCAGCGGCGCCACCUGCUGGUGCUAGUAGGGGCAGCCACAGGCCUCUUGAGGACGGGCCCACCCUGCCCACUGCCCUACUGACAAGUUCUUUUGUAUUUCAAAAGGGAGAAACCACUAUAAAAGACAGGAGGAAUGGCAGACACUAGGUGUUUCGUUUCUAGAAUUAAAAAUAAAUCCAUUUAAGACGCACAACUGUUUUACCAGGACUGCAUGGGACUAGUGAAAAGCACAGCCAGGAAAUAGAGAAACUGUUACUUGUUUACAUGGGAAAGCCUAAUUAGACUCUAUGUGUGAUGUGUGAGUGACUGAUGAAAAUACAGCUGGCUUCGGUUCCGCAGGGCACACUCCCGAAAGCAACAGUUACUAUUAUCACAAGCCUGGCGUAAAAGAAGAUAGAAGCCUUGGACUCAGAGCCAGGAACCCGGGUUCUUGGCCCAUCACUGUCUUCGUGUACGCUUGUCAUUUGGGACAUCCUGUCACGUUUCUAGGUUCUCUAUAAAGUGGGAAAAAGGACGGGGGAGUUGGUUUGGUCUCCAAGAUCAUUUCCAGCUCUCAUUUUUAAUGUUAUCUGGAUUUGUAAAGCAGAGAUAGAAAAAACACAAAAGCAGACCCACAGACUGACCUCUGUUUAACUCUGGAAUGUGGUUGCUCAUGUCCAUGUGAAGUGCGACCAGAUCGGGGUUCUGUGGCCUUGUCUGCCUUGCCCAUUAGAGCACAGUCUGGAUAGAAUGCCAGCCACCAAGAUGCGUGAGGGGCAGGGUCACCACCUCAGAAGGGGAAGCACAGGCAUGUGAUUGGGAUGGUUAGACCUCUCUUCUCCUCCCUUUGAGUUGGAACAGCAGUUGACGUUUGGUCCUGGAGUCAUUGCUAUGAUGCCUGGGGAAGCCACUGGAUCUCCUCUUGCGUCCGCCCUUCAGCCUGCGUGAAUAAAUAAGUUCAGGACUUCUCUGCUUUGGUUGGCAGAAGGUAGAUUCCAAGGAGAUCUUGGUGGCUGCUAAGAGGUAGCUAUUCUAGAAAGUGAAUUAAAUUACCCUUGUGGUGCUUUCUUUGGGGCCUAGCUAGCUCCUGGUGAGGUAGUGUCUCUGUGUUGUGUGGCAGAAACCAGUGGUUAGCUGGUCCCCUGGUCUGCAGUUUAAUCAAUGACCUUUCAUGAGGCCUGGAGUCUUGCUACCUGUGAUGACUGAACUCAACAACUAUUCCGGGUCACCUGGGUGCCAGGCACUGGCCUAGCUUCUGGAAGGGAGUGGGAAGGUGCAGAGGGCAGGUUCACCUGUGCAGGUCAGACACUCCGCUUCCAUUACUGAAUGGCAUUGCUAAGUCUGCUUGUAGUUCACGUUUUCCAUAUAUAUUCUCUGUAUGUAUUUUUUCUGGCACUUGUCUAGUUUCUGAAGGGACCAUAUUCCUGAUCAGCUAGUGUACACAGAGGUGGAACAGGGCAGAGAGACCUUUAUCUCUAGGAUGGGUUGCUGGUUAGGUAUAGGCAUACUUGAGUGCAGCCACUUGGCUUUGAAACCCAAGGAUGGGAUAAAGCUCCCCUGACUGUACUAGAUUGGGCUCCAGGGAAAGAACCCUCAGACCGCCUCCCACUCCCCCACUGACCCCACACUAGCUGGGAUAUAAUAGAAUUUAAUCUAAAUGAAUCUAGAAAUAUUGUAUUUCACAAAAGGAUUCACUGUAUUUCCCUUUUUAAAAUAUAUUUUACUGAGGUCCAAUUCAUUUAGUUACCUACCAGACACUGCACAUCCACUUUGUGCAAAGCACCUGGCUAGGCUCUGUAGGCAAAACCACUGAAGUGUGCACUCUCAUUUAGGGAGCAGGACCUGGAGGAUACCGAUUCUAAUAACUAGCAAAGUCAAGUAGUGGUUAUAGAAAGAAGUGCGGUUUCAGAGGGAGGUAGAUAUUUCCAACUGUGGAGUUAGGGAUGGCUCCGUGAGGUAGGUGACAGUUUGAGCUAAGUCUUGGAGGAUGUUUGGCAGCUAGAAUCAUAUUUUUCAUAUUCAGGAAUUCAAAUUUGCCUUUAUUCAGCUAGAGAGAGAGAGAGAGAAGGGGUGGGUGGGGGAGAAGGAAAGAGAAUUUUCACACAUUCUGAAGUUCUCAAGAGGCAUUUUUGAGGAUAUCUGCCAUUAGUGCAGAAGGUCAAAGCCCCAUGUGCCCCCACUAAACCCUGGCUCAUUAGCUGUAAACUGCUGUGCAGUGACCUGCAGCCUUCCUGAUGGGACCACAUGGACAGCAGCACAUGAAACAUUUUGCUACUUACUAGCUUCAACACCUCAGUCCUGUGUCUUGUGGUUUUGACAUGACCACAUUUAGAGCUGCUGCCCAUCUCUGCUUCUUUCACUGAGAUUUCUGCCUUACUGGGUCCCUGUGCUAUGCCACAGAUAUCAGGUUUGGGGUGGUUUUGACCCAGAAGGCAUUGGGAGUCCCACAUUACAGAGCACACGCACAGCUCAGCACAGCCAUUUCCCCGGCCAGAGGCACCAAGACUGAUGUUCAGGCCCUUAGACACUAGGUGGCAGCAGCGUGGCUGUGCAGAGCUAAGGAUGAACCUGAGCGCUUUUUUGCCUCUGGCUGAGCGCUCUUGUUUUCAAUUCCUUUGCCCUCAUCGUGUAGUCCAGGGCCUUGGUGACCAAGGACGACCUGGCUAGCCUGCUUACAUGCAUGACCCCAUCCAGGUUCACAGGUCUUGCCACUGAGUGAUGUUAGAUAGAUCACUGCUCCUGGAGAAGCAGAGUUGAGGAGUGCAAGACAAGGGCCAUCUGGUGCCCAUGUUCCUUCUCAUUUGAGGAGCUACUAUGUGGUCUUUCUGUAAACAAGUGAGCGACCAGUGAGACUAAAUAUUUGCAAUAGACAGGCUAAGGAAUUUGGGUUGAGACAGGAGAGGGAGGAAAUGUGCUUUGAUAAAUGACAGAUUAUUAGUCUGUUCAGAUUUACCUAUGUAUUUUUCCAUCCUGACAAUAUGCCACUUAGAUACCUGCAAAUUAGACAUGUCUCUGGAUAAACCACAAGAUACACUCACGACACAUGUUCAGGCUUGAGCACUGGCUGUGUCCUGUCUGCAAGAAACUCUGAGGAUGGUGUGGCUAUAAAUAGGGGGCAGUGAGCUGGCAUGUGAGUGCCUACUGUGGGCCGGACCUGUUUGACAUUUGAGUGCCUGUGAUGUGCUAGGUGCUGUGUUAGGUACUUCCAAAUGCUUUCUCUCAUUUCACUGCAGUGCAGAUGUGACAUAGUGGGGAUGGUGAAGACAGGUAUGGUUAAGUUGUGAGUUCAGAUCCUGUACUUCCACUUAUUACCUGGGUGUUUUCAAGCAAGUCACAUGGUAUUUCUGCUUGAGUUUCCUCAUCUUUGAAGUUCCAUCAUCUGUUUCUGUGCGGAGACACACAGAAUUGAGGGAGGCCUCCAUCGCAGGGUGAUUGUCUGGAUUCUAUGGGGAAAUACUUGGAAAGCCUGCAGCACAAUUCCUGGGGUGCAGCUGAAGCUGAGCCACUGGUGUUUCUUCACAGUAUCUCUGUGUGGAGGGUGUAUUCUUGUUUUACAGGGAUCUCUAUAACGCAGUGAGAAUCUUGAAAAGACAACUGUUACCCGAGAUGGAAGGUGUUAAAAGUUGUUGCCAUGGGAAUUAUCCUAUUUGUUGCACAGCAAGGAAGGACUUUUGGGGAAGCAGGGACGUGGUGAGGAAGAGAAGGCAAUAGAGAGGAGAGAGGAAAGGCUAAGUAGCAUCUGGAACCUGAAAGGUCUAAGGGAGCCGAAAUGAGAUUUUCUAUUAAAAAUGUCUAUGCCACUGGCCUGUUUAUACAAAAAUAAAAUAAUUCUAAUUUGUCCUGAAUGACUAUCAAAGAUGAUCAAACCCCCAGGGCCUGGUGUAGCAUUCCAAAUCAUAGCACAAAUACAGCUUGACCUUCCUUACAGUCCAGAAGGGACAUUCUCCCUGAGAAAUGCCCUUGGCUGCUGAGGAAAUCUCUGUUCUGUAGUGACAGAGUGAAUGCCUGGCUGUGGCUCUUGGGUUCACAGAAUCCCUAAUCCUCCAGGCCCCUAAGAGGCAAGGCAGGGAUGCUACUCACAAUAUAUGCAGCACCCCAGAUGGAGCCUGUGGGAGAGAGAGAGGAAAUCACCAUCUUCACCCUAGGCAAAGGAGAAUGGUUGUGAUCAGCCAUAUAUGCCUGCAAGAAGGAGCAGAGCCAUAUUGUUCUUGUGGGUUGGGAGAGGGGACACAGAAUCCAAGGAAAUUGUCUGAGGUCUCAAGCCAGAGUCAGAGCCAAACUCCAGGUAUUGGCCAAAUGGCUGAGAAAAGCAAGGAGCCAGUCUUACAGGUCAAGGAAGAUGAGGGAUAGUUGAGAGUCAUCAGUAUCAUAGAACAGGCCAGCAGGGCUUUAUUAAGUAGGUAGAACUAUUGUAAACCAAGGAUCAUGGGAGAUAUUAAUAUCUGCUGGCCAGACCUAAAAAAUACUGAAAGCCCAAGGAAAGUGACUAGACUCACUGGAAAGUAUCUAACAAAUACUUUGGAUUCCGUAGUAUUUCCAGUACAUUGAAGGUUCCUUUGAAAAUAUCAAAGCACAAACUCAAAUCUGCACAAGAUUAUAAAAAGCACAAUUUUGGUCAAUGUUGUUUUUAGGAGAACAUAUAGACAAAGCUGUGUUCAUUUCCCUCAGCAAGCAUUUUCCUGGAAAAUAUUAAUAGCUUAAGAAUCAAAUGCCACUUUUGUUUUUCAUUCUUUCACUAGUUUGAAAUACCACAAAUCACAGGUGAGUCAUCCCUCCCAGAGGAAAAGACAGUCUAGGGAGGAUCACAGGCCCGGGCAAACAAGGCCACACUGAGAGCAGGAGGAACCUGCAUGCUUAAGGGAUGGAGUACUGUGCUGUGUUCUGAUAAUGGACCCCUGGAUGCAGAAAUGGUUAAAAAUCAACCUUCGAAAACAAAAAACCCAAGCUAAUCCUGAAAUAUAUUUAACUUGAAGUCUUUGGAUUUUUUUAAGAUUAAAAAAUGUUUAGGAUUAUUAUAAAUCAAUAUUUAUAAACAAGCAAAAGUGUAUUUAGAAUUGUUGACCUGAUUAAAUAUGUUUUUGCUAUGUGUA
Messenger RNA from Sapajus apella (tufted capuchin), 9096 nucleotides. It is a transcript of the gene GPR161, whose product is annotated as G protein-coupled receptor 161. Gene Ontology annotation, molecular function: G protein-coupled receptor activity. Gene Ontology annotation, biological process: G protein-coupled receptor signaling pathway. Gene Ontology annotation, cellular component: recycling endosome; membrane. Lineage: Eukaryota; Metazoa; Chordata; Mammalia; Primates; Cebidae. Bases 1762 to 3408 code for a protein of 548 amino acids. The transcript is spliced from 6 exons. The record is from RefSeq and is a predicted model, not a curated record.